Molecule: messenger RNA, 1575 nt
Organism: Cynocephalus volans (Philippine flying lemur)
Lineage: Eukaryota; Metazoa; Chordata; Mammalia; Dermoptera; Cynocephalidae
Gene: ZNF547
Product: zinc finger protein 547
Exons: 3
Coding region: 1-909 (302 amino acids)
Biological process (GO): regulation of DNA-templated transcription
Source: RefSeq, a predicted model, not a curated record
AUGGGGAUUUUGUCUGAGGAGGCAAAAGGCCUCCACAUAGGGGAUCUCCUUCCACUUUUCGAGGCGCUGGCAGUAGUUAAAAAGGUCACAAAGGAGGGCCAUGUGUACUUUAAGGACUUGGCCUUAUAUUUCUUUCAGGAGGAGUGGGAGCUCCUUGAUGAGUCUCUGAGACACCUAUACCAUGAAGUGAUGUUGGAGAACUUUGCAUUUUUGUCAUCAGUAGGUUGUUGGCAUGGAGCUGAGGAUGAUGGGGUACCUUCUGAGCAAGGUGUCUCUGUAGGAGUGUCACAGGUCCUAACUCCAACACCAGGUUCAUCCACCCAGAAGACCCAGUCCUGUGAGACAUGUAGCUCACUCUUGAAAGGCAUUCUGUGCUUGGUUGAGAGGGAUGGAACGCACCUUGAACAUGGGCUCUACAGAUAUCCAGUGAAGCUUCACCAGCAUCAAAAGCAACAGUUUCAAGAGAAACUUUCAAGAGGGGUUGAGGGGAGGCCUUCAUUUGUGAAGAACCACAGUGGUCACAUGGCAGAGAGGACCUUCUGCAGUGAAUCUGGGAAAGCCUUUAGCCACAAACAUUUGUUUGUUGACCAUGAGAAAAUCCACCCUGGAGAAAGGACUUAUGAAUGUAGCCAUUGUGGGAAAUUCUUCAGGUGUAAAUCCAAACUCAUUAGACAUCACAGAGUUCACAUGGGAGAACAGCCUUAUAAGUGCAGUGAGUGUGGGAAUGCCUUUUGUACAAAGUUCAACCUCAUUUGUCACCAGAAAGUCCACACUGGAGAAAGGCCUUAUGAGUGCAGUGAAUGUGGAAAAGCCUUUUGUAGAAAGUUUAACCUCAUUUGUCACCAGAAAAUCCACACUGGUGAUAGGUCCUAUGAGUGCAGCAAAUGUAAGGAAAUUGUUUACAUGUAAAUACACAUUAAACAUCAGAGAGGUCACACUGCCUUAUGAGUGCAGCAAAUGUUGGAAAUUAUUUAAGGAUAAUUUUUCACUCAUUAGACAUCAGAACGUUCACCCUGGUGAAAGGCAUUAGGAGUGAAGCAUAUGUGGGAAAGCCUUCAGCCUCAAAUAUAACCUUUUACAACACCAGAACAUUUACACUUUAGAAGGAAGGACCUUAGGAGUGCAGCGAAUGUGAGUAAUUAUUUAGGCACAUCUCCACACUCACUAUACAUAAUAGGAGAAACACAGAAAAAUGCCUUAUGUGUUCAGCAAACAUGGGAAAUUAUUUUGAUACAAUUUUGGCCUUAUUAAACAUUGGAGAGUUGAAACUGAAGAAAUCCCUUUUCAGUGCAGUAAAUGUGCUAGAGCUGUUAGAUGGAAAAUUAUACUUAAUGGGAACCAGAAUAUCUACACUAGAGAAAGUCUUAUGAAUGCAGUAAAUGUGGGGAAGAAUUAUGUGUACAACGCCACACUCACUAGUCCAUGGAGUUCACACUGGAGAAAGGCCUUUUGAGAGCAGUAAAUUGAGAGUCUUUUGCCAAAAUUCCCACCUCAUUUAGCAUCAUAAGUUUCAAAGUAUUUAUUAGUGUAGCAAAUGGAGAAAGAUGUCAGCUAGAAUGUUUCUUUGAUUUAGUC